AAAAAAUUCAUUUACUUGCAGUCACAUUACGUCACUUUUACGGAAGAUGAGACUUCAGAUCGACUGAAAUCACUGCUUAUUCGGCGUUGUACUGAAGUUAAUCAAUGCGAUUUUAUUGUAAGAGCACCAGGUCGUGUUAAUCUUAUCGGCAAGUACCUUUGUUUGGAACUAAUGUUUUACUUAUUUCAAAUUUCUCUUGAUGUCUAUUCCAUUUUAGGAGAACAUAUUGAUUAUAGUGGUUAUGGAGUUCUUCCAAUGGACCUUAAACAAUCAGUGUUUAUUGCUGUAGCAAAGUUAUCUGAAUCUUCCCAAGGAUUGGUCCAUAUCCUCUCUGAAAAGGAGAACUGGGAGGAGUUCACUUGCACCAUAGAAGAAGCAGAAACUUUCGCGCAGGAUGGACCUCCAUGUCCGUUGAAAUGGUACCAUUAUGUCCUUUGUGGUUAUAGAGGAUUUUGCGAUUAUGCUAGGCAGAAUUUUCCAGACUGGAAAGCUCCAUCGAUUUGUAUGCUCAUCGCAAAUGGAAAUGAUUCUUCUUAUCUGCCAAUGUGCGCUGGACUUUCAAGCAGCAGUGCUCUGGUUGUUGCUUCCGCAAUGGCCGUUAUGCGAUCUACAAAUAGCUACAUUGAACCAAAAAUCUUGGCAAAUAUCUGUGCGGCUUGUGAGCUUCUAAUUGGAACCAAGGGCGGGGGAAUGGAUCAAGCGGCCUGCCUCCUAGCUGACUCCACGGCCAUGAUGAUUGAAUUUACAAAGCCCCUAUUAACGACAACACCAGUGCUGAUACCCAAAGGUGGUGUCUUUUGUAUUGCGGAUUGUGGAGUUCGUUUGAAUAAAGCGGCCACACCCGACUAUAAUACCAGAGUGUCCCAAUGCAGAGAGGCUGCGCUGAUUUUGUUAAACAAUCUUGAAAAGAAGCCCGAAUUUAGGAAAGAAACCAUAACCCUAUUUGACGUUCAGAGGUAUUAUGCCAAAGAAAGACCAAUUGACAUGGUUGGUGAUCAGUCACCUUGGAUGAAGGCUUUUCCAAAUGCUUUAGCUGAAUCAAUUCCUGCACGCCGAUCUAUGCACUGUUACUCCGAAGCGCAAAGAGUUUUGAACUUCAAGAGGCUCUGUGAAAUGGCUGCCAUGGAAAAAUAUGAACCCGGUGAGGCGGAUCAAGUUCUGCGCAAGCUUGGAGAAAUUAUGAAUGAGAGCCAUCAUUCAUGUCGUGAUUUAUUCGACUGCUCCUGUCCUGAACUCGAUCGACUUGUCAAGAUUUGCACCUUCGCUGGAAGCUAUGGAAGUCGACUAACAGGGGCUGGGUGGGGUGGCUGUGUCGUUUCUCUGGUUUCGGAGAGUAAUAUUCACCAAUUCAUGGCAACAGUCGCAAAGAAUUAUUUCAACUCAACCCCUGAAGCCAUUCCAAACAAGCUAUUCUACACGGCACCUGGGCGUGCUGCUGGCUUCAUAGAUGUUUCCCCAAUAGUGACCAGAAACGAGCCUCCGCUGUAA
Molecule: messenger RNA, 1488 nt
Organism: Rodentolepis nana
Lineage: Eukaryota; Metazoa; Platyhelminthes; Cestoda; Cyclophyllidea; Hymenolepididae
Source: the annotation of a GenBank genome assembly